AUGCAAUAGCAUGCUUUGCUGGAGUAGUCUUAGCUAGAGCAGUAGAUCCUAGAGGAAAAAAAGAAAAAUAGGGUGCAUCUGAAAAUUACCACCAAUUAUGGACGGACUUUGCUUCGGCUGUGCUACUAAAUUUGGAUUUUUCACCAAAGAGCAUUCUUGCCAUAAGUGCGGUCAUGCGUAUUGUAAAACCUGCCUUCCUCACAAAACAUCACUUCCGGGCAAGGAUCCCAAAAAGCAACACAAUGUAUGUACUGACUGCUACAAGAUCCUGCACCAACCCAAGUCAGACAAGCAGAAUGAAGGCAAAUACUCUCCACCAGAGAAUUUCAAGAAGAGAGUGGCUGCUUUGCACCAGAAGGAGCAAGGAAAGCAGUCCUCCGCAGGACAGCAAGGACCAUCACGAAAAUCAGAUGCUCCGUCGGGCAGUCAAGCAGCAAAGUACAAAAACCUAGCGCCACAGGACAGAGACAUUGCUAUAAGGUUGGAAAGGCUUCAGGAGGAUCGAAAGAAGAAAGAAAAACCUGCUCUACCACAGAGUGAGAUUGAGGAAAGGCUUCGAAAACUACAAGGACUUCAGCCAUCUUCAGAAACAACUAAACAGACUGUUUUGCCACAACCAGAGAAGACAAUGGAGGAGCAGUACGACGACCUUCUGGAUCAGAUGACAGAAGAGGUUGCCUUAGAUGCAAGAUUAGAAGGCAAUGAUGUCACACCCAAUGACCCAGCUGCUGCUAGAUCAGCUUCAUCAGGCUUUCAGCCAGGGCCAUAUGCUGAUCCACUCCUUCCAAGUGAGGAGGACCUGAAACAACUCACAGAAGAUGCCAAGAAACUAAUGGGGGGGUCUUCUAGCAACACAGAACAGCCUUCCGGUGAUAACGACCAUCGCCCGCCAGGAGGGCGUGGCAGGGACGAGGGGGACGAGAGAGAGGCAAGGAGACUGGCAGAGGAGGCCAACAGGAUGAUGGAGGCGGCGAGGGCCGAGCUUCAGCUGGACGAGGAGGCCACCAAGAGAGGGGCGGAGAAAGAUGCAGACAUUGCAGGGAGACUGGCUCACCUCCAGGGUGUACAGCCGGUAGAAAAUACAGGAAAUCUUGACCUCAAUGACGAUAGUGAUGAGGAUGAAGAGAAGGCUUCACAGAGACUCAUCCAGCAGCUUUUAGAGGAAGAUAAGCUAGAUGACAGAGUGGCUGCUGAUGGCUUCCAAGUUCCAACCGGCACAAAAUUGCAGCCUAAACCGACAACCAACACAAUUUCAGAGAAGCCUCACGUGGAUGACCUCAAGUAUGACCCUCCACGACCCCAAACUGACCCUGAUGAACUGGCAUGGUGUUGCAUAUGUAACGAAGAUGCAGUACUGAGAUGUGUGGACUGUGAUAAUGAUCUCUACUGUAAGAGAUGCUUCAGAGAAGGACAUAGAGACUUCGGAAUAGAGAGUCACAAGAUCAAACCGUACAAGGCUCCCAACAAAUGAACUGCAUUUUCUGAGGAGGAUUCACUGGGCUCCAUGAACAGGUACAAGGUACUAAUACAACUGUUUGGACGCUAUGAUGCAGAAAUCAUUCCAAAAUAUUAUUGACAAUAAGAUAUGCAAGAAAACACAUUGUUGGGUGAGGUAUUUCUUUAUGAAAAAGUAAGAGGUGUAGCUGAUUACGUUUUUUGUUUUUUUGCCCGUCUUCUCCUUUUUUUUAAAGAUGUGCAUUUAGAAAUACGCUUUGAAUCAAAGAAAAACAAAAUAGACAAUGCCUAUUAGGGUAACCAGGAUUUUUUAUUGCUUGAAAAAUAUUGAAUUUUCCAGAAUUUUCCAUAGAUUUAUGCAUAAUUCAGCCAUAUUUCACUUUAAUAUGAACAAAGUUCUCAUAACAUAGGAAUGGCUUUCAGUGUUCUUUAGCAUGAAUGCCUGUAUAUCUGUCUUCUAUCUUAAGCAUUAUGUACUAUGAAUUAUGAAUAUGCAAGUGCAAAUGAGAUAUCAUCUUAAAGGGAUAGUUGAGUUCUGUUUUCAGACCCCAAAUGCCUUCAA
This is a messenger RNA of Strongylocentrotus purpuratus (purple sea urchin), 2017 nucleotides long. It is a transcript of the gene zfyve19, whose product is annotated as abscission/NoCut checkpoint regulator. Bases 98 to 1471 code for a protein of 457 amino acids. NCBI's taxonomy places the organism in Eukaryota, Metazoa, Echinodermata, Echinoidea, Camarodonta, Strongylocentrotidae. Gene Ontology annotation, biological process: mitotic cytokinesis checkpoint signaling; abscission. The transcript has 11 exons. Gene Ontology annotation, cellular component: midbody; centrosome; cleavage furrow. Gene Ontology annotation, molecular function: phosphatidylinositol-3-phosphate binding; metal ion binding. The record is from RefSeq and is a predicted model, not a curated record.